AUGUCUCAAGCCCCGAGUGGCAAAAAGGGCGGGAAGGGCCCGCCGAAAAAAGUUCCUGAUGAGGAUAAAAUUAUACCAAAAGUUGAGGAGAAAGAUGAUACUUCUUCAAAUAAUGGAGACAAGAAAGAGGUUAAAGAAAGCAAUGGGAUGGGUGACGUGCCUAAGCCUCCUAGUGCGGGGGUCAAUAUGCGGGAAGCUGCUGCAAAAAUUCUGGUACUGGCGCAAAAAGGAGAAUGGCCUGCAGUGGAACAAACCCUCAAGGUGUUGGAAAAGUUGGUGGCGGCUGGCGGAGAAGAUAUUGUAUCUGUACCGAUGGCUGGGAUAAUCGACCCGACAACCGGUAUGACACCACUUAUGUAUGCUGUAAAGGACAACCGUACAUCUUUUGUGGAGAGGCUCAUUGAACUCGGUUCCGAUGUUGGCGCCAGAAAUAAUGACAACUACAAUGUUCUCCACAUAUCAGCAAUGUACUCCAGAGAGGACAUCGUCAAACUUUUGCUAUCUAAAAGAGGUGUUGAUCCUUUUGCUACAGGAGGGAGCCGUCAACAAACUGCGGUGCACCUAGUGGCGAGCAGACAAACUGGCACUGCUACUAGUAUUUUACGUGCCUUACUCACUGCUGCCGGCAAAGACAUAAGACUACGUACAGAUGGGAGAGGCAAGAUCCCGCUACUGCUAGCAGUGGAGGCUGGCAACCAGAGUAUGGUCCGCGAGCUUCUCAGUGCGCAGACGGCGGAACAACUUAAGGCCUCCACUCCAGCGGGUGAUACAGCGCUUCACUUAGCAGCUAGAAGACGAGAUGUGGACAUGUCCCGCAUCCUUGUAGACUACGGUGCGGCAGUAGAUGCGGUUAAUGGGGCAGGACAAACAGCCCUUCAUAUCGCUGCAGCGGAGGGGGAUGAACCUCUUGUUAAAUACUUUUAUGGAGUGCGCGCUAACGCUGCUAUUGCCGAUAAUGAAGAUCGAACUCCAAUGCAUUUAGCGGCGGAAAACGGACAUGCGGCUAUUAUAGAAUUAUUGGCUGAUAAGUUCAAAGCGUCCAUCUUCGAAAGAACAAAAGACGGCAGCACGUUGAUGCAUAUUGCUUCACUUAACGGCCACGCGGACUGCGCUAUGAUGCUGUUUAAGAAAGGAGUAUACCUUCAUAUGCCGAACAAGGAUGGUGCACGUAGUAUCCACACAGCGGCGAGGUACGGUCACGUCGGCAUAAUCAACACACUAUUGCAAAAAGGGGAGAGCGUCGAUGUCACCACUAAUGAUAACUACACAGCUCUUCACAUAGCAGUCGAGUCAUGCAAGCCCGCUGUGGUGGAAACCUUACUGGGCUACGGCGCCGACGUGCACAUACGCGGCGGCAAGCAACGAGAGACCCCGCUACAUAUCGCUGCUAGGAUACCUGAUGGUGAUAAAUGCGCGUUAAUGUUAUUGAAAUCGGGAGCUGGGCCAAAUAAAGCAACAGAAGAUGGGAUGACUCCAGUACAUGUAGCUGCAAGAUAUGGAAACCUUACUACUUUGCUCCUUUUGCUAGAAGAUGGAGGAGAUCCGUUAAGAAAAACAAAGACAGGUGAAACACCUCUCCAUAUGGCAUGUCGAAGUUGUAAACCAGACGUAGUACGACAUUUGAUAGAAUUCGUUAAAACACGCAAAGGAGACAAAUUUGCUACUAUGUACGUUGACGCAGUAGACGAAGACGGAGCGAGCGCUUUACAUUUUGCUGGUCAAAUAACUAAAGAAGAAGUCAAAGUAGCCUCUGCUGAUAAAGAAGUUGUUAAAUGUCUCAUGGAAAAUGGAGCCGAUGUCAAUUUACAAACAAAACACAAUCAAGAAACAGCAUUUCACUUUUGUGCAAUAGCCGGUAAUAAUGAUGUGUUGACAGAAAUGAUCACUGAUAUGUCAGCGGCUGAUGUGAGCAGAGCUUUGAAUAAACAAAAUUCUAUUGGAUGGACACCUUUAUUAAUUGCAUGUAAUCGUGGACAUAUGGAACUUGUAAACACUUUACUAUCAAAUCAUGCAAGAGUAGAUGUAUUUGAUAUUGAAGGAAGAUCUGCUUUGCAUUUAGCUGCAGAGCAUGGAUAUCUGCACGUAUGUGAUGCUUUAUUAACAAAUAAAGCAUUUAUUAAUUCAAAAGCGCGAAAUGGCCGAACAGCUCUUCAUUUAGCGGCUAUGAACGGCUACGCUCAUUUGGUAAAAUUUUUAAUAAGAGAUCAUAAUGCGAUGAUCGACGUUCUUACAUUGAAGAAGCAAACUCCACUACAUUUAGCGGCAGCAAGUGGCCAAAUUGAAGUUUGCAAGUUGUUACUUGAACUUGGUGCCAAUAUUGAUGCUACAGAUGAGUUAGGCCAGAAACCCAUUCAUUCUGCUGCACAAAACAAUUAUUCAGAAGUGGUACAGUUGUUUUUACAACAGCAUCCAAACUUAGUAAUGGCCACUACUAAAGAUGGAAAUACUUGCGCGCACAUAGCAGCUAUUCAAGGAUCUGUAAAAGUGAUAGAAGAACUAAUGAAAUUUGAUAGGACUGGUGUAAUAUCAGCGCGAAAUAAAUUAAAUGAAUCAACACCUCUACAAUUAGCUGCAGAAGGUGGUCAUGCGGAUGUUGUCAGAGUAUUGGUAAGAGCUGGAGCUUCUUGUACAGAUGAAAAUAGAGCAGGUUUAACAGCAGUUCAUUUAGCAGCUGAAAAUGGGCAUACCAACGUAUUAGACGUUAUGCGUUCUACAAAUACAUUGCGGAUAUUAAGUAAAAAAUUAGGAUUGACACCCUUACAUAUCGCUGCGUAUUACGGACAAGCAGAAACUGUUCGCGAACUCUUAUCAUAUGUGCCAGGAACCGUAAAAUCUGAGCCUCCAACAGGAGUAUCGCUGGUACCAAUACUAGGCGCAGAAUCUGGUCUAACACCACUGCAUCUUGCCGCUUACAAUGGUAACGAAAAUGUCGUACGAUUGUUACUCAAUUCUGCUGGUGUACAAGUUGACGCUGCUACUAAUGAAAAUGGAUACAAUCCCCUUCAUUUAGCAUGUUUUGGAGGACACAUGUCUAUAGUUGGUUUGCUCUUAAGUAGAUCAGCAGAGUUACUACAAAGUACAGAUAGACAUGGAAAAACUGGUUUACACAUUGCAUCCACACAUGGACACUAUCAAAUGGUAGAAGUCUUACUUGGGCAAGGCGCUGAAAUAAACGCAACAGACAAAAAUGGGUGGACUCCCUUGCACUGUGCUGCAAAGGCGGGAUAUUUAAACGUAGUUAAAUUAUUAUGUGAAUCAGGAGCAUCGCCAAAAAGUGAAACUAACUUAAAUUGUGCUCCAAUUUGGUUUGCUGCUUCAGAAAACCAUAACGACGUACUGGAAUAUCUUUUGCACAAAGAACACGAUACCCAAUCAUUAAUGGAUGAUAAAAGAUUUAUUUAUAAUCUUAUGGUGUGUUCAAAAAACCAUAAUAACAUCCCCAUAGAAGAAUUUGUGCUAGUUUCACCAGCGCCUGUUGAUACAGCGGCUAAAUUAUCAAACUUAUACAUCAAUUUAUCAACUAAGGAAAAAGAGCGUGCCAAAGACCUUAUAGCGGCUGGGAAACAAUGCGAAGCAAUGGCUACAGAAUUAUUGGCAUUAGCGGCUGGUGCUGACUCUGCCGGUCAUAUUCUUACCGCUACAGAUAAUAGAAAUAUAGAAUUUUUAGAUGUAUUAAUAGAAAACGAACAAAAAGAGGUCAUCGCACAUACCGUCGUGCAGAGAUAUCUUCAGGAACUCUGGCGCGGGAGCCUCAAGUGGACUGGCAUCAAAAUUAUGUUCCUUUUUUUCGCAUUUAUAAUUUGUCCGCCAGUCUGGCUCGUCUUUUCCCUUCCAUUAGGCCAUAAAUAUAAUAAAAUUCCUAUAAUUAAGUUUAUGUCAUAUUUAACAUCUCAUAUAUACCUUAUGGUAUUAUUAUCAUUAGUGGCGAUAACGCCUAUAUAUAAUUCAAUAUUUAGAGAAAGUUUAGUGCCUAGAUGGUAUGAAUGGAUGCUGCUUGUGUGCUUAAGUGGUCUUUUACUUUUCGAAUUAACAAAUCCUAGUGAUAAAUCUGGUUUAGGAUGGAUAAAGAUAGCAGUUUUAUUAUUAGGUAUGAUCGGCGUGGCAACCCACGUCAUAGGAUGGAUUUCUGUACAACCUAAGUAUUGGCCAACUUUAAUGUACUGUAGAAAUCAAUUUUUUGCCUUAUCAUUUUUGUUAGCUUGCGUACAAAUAUUGGACUUUUUAUCAUUCCACCACCUGUUCGGCCCUUGGGCUAUUAUUAUUGGUGACUUAAUGAAAGACUUGGGAAGAUUUCUUGCAGUUUUAGCAAUAUUCGUAUUUGGAUUCUCAAUGCAUAUUGUAGCUUUAAAUCAACCUUUCCGAAAUAUAUAUAAACCGGAAGACAACAAAUAUGCAAGACAAGCCAGAAGAAAAAUAUUCUCAGACGUGACCAUGAACCCAAUAUACUCCUUCGAGCUGCUAUUCUUCGCGGUGUUUGGUCAAACAACCACAGAACAAACGAGGGUCCACCGAAAUGACAGCAACACACAGCCGGCCUGGACCAACUAUUUGUUCAAAAUUGUUUUCGGCAUCUACAUGCUGGUGUCGGUGGUUGUAUUAAUAAAUCUACUCAUUGCCAUGAUGUCAGACACGUAUCAAAGGAUACAGGCACAAUCAGAUAUAGAGUGGAAGUACGGUUUGUCAAAACUUAUCCGUAAUAUGCAUCGUACAAACACAGCGCCAUCUCCGCUUAAUUUAGUAACGACUUGGCUUAUGUGGUUAAUACAUAGAUGUAAGGAACGACUAAGCAAGAAAAAGCGGCCCAGUUUAGUACAUAUGAUCGGGAUGCAGCGUCAGGACCAGUUGAGCGCGAGAUCCAAAGCCGGAGCUAAAUGGCUAUCAAAAGUUAAAAGAGGGCAAGUUGUACCAAAAGAUACUACACGUUUGUCCGUCGUGCAUUUGAGUCCUUUAGGCUCACAACUCAGUUUUAGUAAUAUGACGAGGAUAGAAAAUGUAGUUGACUGGGAGAUAAUCGCCAAGAAGUACAGAGCGUUAACGCGAGACGAGCCGGAUGAACCUGUUAACAAGGAAAGCGAAACGGAUUCUGUUGAUGAGGAAACAGAAAUAGUUCCUAACAACAUAGCGGCGGCUCCGCCU
Molecule: messenger RNA, 5136 nt
Organism: Brenthis ino (lesser marbled fritillary)
Lineage: Eukaryota; Metazoa; Arthropoda; Insecta; Lepidoptera; Nymphalidae
Source: the annotation of a GenBank genome assembly